UAAACACAUAACUGGCAACCCAAUUCAGUCAGAGCGCAUGCAGUAUUGUGCAGGAGCUGCAGACUUCCCGCAGGGAUCCCAGGAUUACAGACUGCUGUUUACAUGGCUGACAGAAAGGAGUAACUUGGUGAACGGUGCUGCAAACACUCUGUGAUCAUACAGCAAGUGUCUCAGGGCACUAAUUACGAAAUAAUGGAGCAAGAAUUUGAAGACAUCGAUUCGUCCGGGAGAUGGCAAAACCUUUACAAUGAGAUCCGUAACCAAGCCAGUGAAUAUCCUUACAAAGUGGCAAAACUUCCAGUGAAUCGGAAUUUGAACCGCUACAGAGAUGUCAGCCCAUACGAUCACAGUCGAGUAAAACUUGAAAACUCGGAAAAUGACUACAUCAAUGCAAGUUUAGUCAUGAUGGAAGAAGCCCAAAGAGCUUACAUUCUUUCUCAGGGGCCGUUGAGGAAUACCUGUGGUCAUUUCUGGCUGAUGGUUUGGGAGCAGUGUUCCAAAGCUGUUAUAAUGCUCAACAGAGUCAUUGAAAAGGGAUCUGAAAAGUGUGCACAGUACUGGCCCACCACAGAGGAGCUACAGAUGUCGUUCACGGACACCGGGUUUAUUGUCAGGCUACUGUCUGAGGAGGACCAAUCCUAUUACACAAUCCGAGUGCUAGAACUGCAAAACACAAAGACAGGGGAGUUGAGGGAGAUCUACCACUUUCACUACACCACAUGGCCUGACUUUGGUGUCCCGGAAUCUCCCGCCUCCUUCCUCAACUUCCUCCUCAAGGUUCGGGAGUCUGGUUCACUGAGUUCAGAGCAUGGGCCCUCAGUGGUGCAUUGCAGUGCUGGGAUUGGACGCUCAGGGACCUUCGCCUUGGUGGACACCUGCCUGGUCCUGAUGGACAAGUGGAGGAAUCCAUCAUCAGUGGACAUACAAAAGGUGCUACUGGAUAUGAGGGAAUAUCGUAUGGGUCUGAUCCAGACCCCCGACCAGCUCCGCUUCUCCUACAUGGCUGUCAUUGAGGGAGCCAAGCUCAUCCUGACAGACAACUCAGCUGCACAGCAAAACAAGCAGAGAGUGCUGCCCAGAUCUGCCCCCUCCUUGGAGCCAGAUCUGCCCCCUCCACCACCUCCACCCAGACCUCACCUCAACGACAGCAGGCCCAACGGGCAGCCAGCACCCUGUCUGGAGCUGCAGGCCGGCUCAGGAGACCACCUGCUGGCAACAGAGCCAGACAGCCACGACCAGAACGUGGAAGAGCAUUCUGGGCAUGUCAGAAAGCGACACCGCGAAGAGAGGAUUGCCAGCACCGCUCAGAAGGUCCAGCAGAUGAAACAGAGACUGACCGACUCGGAGAGGAAACGAGAGAAGUGGCUGUACUGGAGGCCCGUCCUGCUCAACGUCGGUGCCGGGGCAGCUUUGGCUGUUGGCCUGCUGGUUUGCUGGUUGUACUCCCAGUGAAACCCUCUGGGUCACUUAAAACUGACUCUUACUUUGCACCAGUACCUGGGGUUAGGUACUUCUCUAAGCAGAUUUAGAUGAUAAGAUGUGCAUAACUGAGGGUAUUUAUUUCUUUAAGGUCAAAAUGCAGGAGCGCUAGAUCAAAUGAGUGUGUGUAUAUUUUUCAUGUAAGAUCUUAACAAACAUAGUAACAUCUCAGGAUCUUGGUGCCAGCACGAUGAUUUAAUUUCUUUACUUUUUGUCACAGUUGAUGAAUGUACUGUAUCAUAGAUAAUUGCUUUGAAAGAAACUUACUAAAGGUGCAGUACAAAGAAAAAAAAUAUUCUGACAGGUUUAUUUUUGCAUUCUUUACUUGUAAUGGUCAGAUGUGUGUUGAUCAUCUGUGGACAUGUUUUACAUUUUGCAUUUCAAAAUGACUUGUGUUGACUGUCCAUCCUACCAUAGAUACGUAGGAAGAUUCCACACCCUAGAGGUCAGCUAUGGAGUUUUUUCCCUCAUUUUUCUGUAAUGAAUUUUGCAUUUCAUACAUGCAUUUAGAGGUUUAGCAGAGCGCUACUUGUUCUUCCAUACACAUUUAGCAGGGCCUCCCAGUAUGUUUCAAACUCUGCUAGAAUAUUAACCUUUAAUUUUCUGUUAAAUAAGCACAUUUUUUCCAUUAGUUUUGGUUGUCACAUCGAUCAUACUGGCUGUUGGGUCCCUCACAGCUUAAUGCGUGUAUUCACCCACUGGAUGGGUUCAUAUGUGUUCAGGUUAUCCCACUUUAGGAAACCAAAGCAAAGCUGUCCAUUUUUAUUAAGAUACCAGCCAGGCAAGCUGUUAAAUUGUACUCCCUUUUUGUGGAAUGUAUUUUCUGUUGGAUCUUUGACAUAACUGACACUUGCAUUGUUAGAAAUGAUACCAGUCAAAGCACCUCUGUGUUGCAUGUGAGUUUUUAAUUUGAACCCAUAGUAUCACCAAAUUGAUUUUUAAUUGACUGGGACCAAUCUAAAGCUAUAAUAGUGCAAUUUAGAAGUUGGAGCAGAGCACCAUGAAUUGAAGAAGAGAGUCUUAGGAAAGAGUGAUAGCAAACAUGUCUGUACCCGUUUGUUAGCUGGUUUGAGAUAGCUCUUAAUGUGCCUUGAAGUGAGUUAAAUGGAAAAACGUGUGCUCUGAGGUUUCCUAGCAUGAUCAGUACACAAAAGGGUUUAUGUGAGCAGUUGUUUCCCACAUAACAAAAAUAACAUUACAUCGACUGCUUUGUAGUAACCGGAGGUGUGAUACAAUAAAUGGUAUCAGAGUUGAUUGCACACCAAAUGUGACAUUAGCAUGAACUGACUCCUGAGAUGAAAUGAUGUGCUGGUGAUUGGCAGGUUACCACUGUUUGACAUGGCUUUUACUCAGCGUUAAUUUAACCCAGAAAAGAUAUGUCUGACCAUAACAUUCCAUUCAUUCUUGUUUUCCGCAUAAGAUUUCAGGGGAGUUUUGUACAUUGCUGAGCUGCAGUGAGAACAUGAUAGAUGGUGUUUUAAAAAAAAAAAAAAAAAAAGCAAACA
Xiphias gladius (swordfish) is the source of this 2984-nucleotide messenger RNA. It is a transcript of the gene ptpn2a, whose product is annotated as protein tyrosine phosphatase non-receptor type 2a. The record is from RefSeq and is a predicted model, not a curated record. Lineage: Eukaryota; Metazoa; Chordata; Actinopteri; Istiophoriformes; Xiphiidae. Gene Ontology annotation, biological process: protein dephosphorylation. Gene Ontology annotation, molecular function: protein tyrosine phosphatase activity. Bases 193 to 1452 code for a protein of 419 amino acids. The transcript has 9 exons.